Penicillium cinerascens is the source of this 732-nucleotide messenger RNA. RefSeq names its product mitochondrial 54S ribosomal protein mL54. The transcript is spliced from 2 exons. Lineage: Eukaryota; Fungi; Ascomycota; Eurotiomycetes; Eurotiales; Aspergillaceae. Gene Ontology annotation, cellular component: mitochondrial large ribosomal subunit. Bases 1 to 732 code for a protein of 243 amino acids. Gene Ontology annotation, molecular function: structural constituent of ribosome. The record is from RefSeq and is a predicted model, not a curated record.
AUGAUCUGCAGAAGCUGCCGAACAGGCAUUCUGUCCCGGCUUCAGCAGCAACAGGCCGUAUCAUGGACUGCAUCAACAAGCGCACGCCAGCUGCCAAUUGCCCGCAGCCAGUUCCGACUCUACAGCGAUAGUGGUGCGAAUCCCUCUGUGGCCGCUCCCCCUCCUCCAUCAACUCCGCGCCAGCCUACCACUGGCGAUGUCACCAUUCCGUCCGCAAUCUCCUCCGCCACCCCCAGUGUCUCCCAGCCCUUCAGCUCCGCAGACGGUGUGCACACCGAGGCGCACCCAGGUACACCAGGCAAGACCAUUACGCGUCCCCCGAGUAGCUGCCCAGCGGGCACCAAGAUGAACGGCCUGAACUACUUCCGCAACAAACCCGAGGUUGUCGCCAAGGAGGACUCGGAGUACCCAGAAUGGCUCUGGGACUUGCUAGCUGAUUCAAGCAAGCAGUCUAAGACUGAAAAGGGCGGUGUCGACCCUAGCACCCUGAACAAGAAACAACGGAAGCGCUACGAGAAGAAACUCGCCGCUCGCACCCAAGCUCUCCCUCCCAAGAUCCCCGCGCACCACCACGCCUACGAUAUUACACCGGCAUCAUACAACCGUGACGCACCCGUGGACGGCAUCGCCGAGGCCACCGAGGGUCUUGGCAAGCGCCAGGAGGUUACCAAGAGUGCCAGAGAAGCCCGGCGGAAGGCGAUCAAGGAGUCCAACUUCCUGCGCGGCCUGUAA